Podarcis muralis (Common wall lizard) is the source of this 2453-nucleotide messenger RNA. It is a transcript of the gene SACK1D, whose product is annotated as family with sequence similarity 83 member D. NCBI's taxonomy places the organism in Eukaryota, Metazoa, Chordata, Lepidosauria, Squamata, Lacertidae. Gene Ontology annotation, biological process: regulation of ERK1 and ERK2 cascade; signal transduction; positive regulation of cell cycle G1/S phase transition. The record is from RefSeq and is a predicted model, not a curated record. Gene Ontology annotation, molecular function: protein kinase binding. Gene Ontology annotation, cellular component: cytosol; mitotic spindle pole.
UAAAGAGGUACCGGCUGCCCGCAUGGCGAACCAGUCGCAGUGCCUGGACGAUGCGCCCUUUCGGGGCUUCCGCACCCUGUGGGACCCCAGCCCGCCGCAGGUCUACAGCGAGGCGCAGCGCCUAGCGCUGGAGGAGCUCAUCGCCGCUGGCCGGCCGGCCUUCCACGCCUUCCUGCGCCGGGAGAAGCUGCGCGCGUUCCUCUCCGAGCCCGAGAUCCGAGCGCUGCUGCGCGCCGCCGUGCCUCCGCCGGGCGCGGACGAGAGUUCGGAUCAGUCCCCCAACUCCUCUCUGGAUUGCUCGUCUCUCACUUACUUCCCGGUGCAGUCCGACGUGGAGCCGCCUGUGCUGGAGCUGGGCUGGCCGGCCUUUGUCGGCGGCUCUUUCCGGGGGCUCACCCGGGUAGAGGCGCACUUCCAGCCCAGCUUUGGAGAGACCAUUUACCCCUGCAAGGAGGUGGUGCGCAGGCAGAUCCGGUCGGCCAGGGAGGUUAUUGCUAUAGUUAUGGACUCCUUCACAGACAUGGACAUCUUCAGUGAUCUCCGGGAAGCCUGUAGAAAGAGGCUGGUUCCUGUCUACAUCCUCCUGGAUCAGGCCUGCCUUUGUCAUUUUAUGGAGAUGUGCAAAAACCUGGAUUUUUCUCCUGAACAGGAGCCUCUGAUGAGAGUCCGAACUAUUACUGGAAACACUUAUUAUGCAAGAUCAGGAGCCAAGAUAAUUGGGAGUGUCCAUGAGAAGUUCAUGUUGGUUGAUGGUGUAAGAGUGACUACAGGCUCUUACAGCUUCACGUGGACUGAUGGGAAACUAAACAGCAGCAAUGUAUUGCUACUCUCCGGCCAAGUGGUUGAACACUUUGAUCUGGAGUUCCGCAUCUUGUACGCACGAUCGAAACCUCUUGACCCGAAGCAGCCAUCCAGCUACAGGAACAGCGAUGCCUCUGAGCACAUGAGCAGUAAAGCAACACCGUGCAAAGACUUCACUGUGCAUAACCUCCUGAGAGCGGAGUUCGCCAGGCUCUCGAGCAGCCCAAAGAAGCUUGAGAGAGAACUGGAGCUGGCGAGAGAACUCCAAAGUGGAAGGGUGACCGCGAAGCGCCCUCACCUGAGUGGCGAUGAGGAGUGGCACAAUGGCCCAGAGGUCCUAGCGAACCCUAAGGGGACAAAUAGCCAGUCAACUCAGACCGAGCCAUUGGAAGAGAAGCCCGCCACCACCCUCUUUAACUGCGCCACACAAACCAGCAUUUCAGUGGCAACAGCCACCACCCAGACCACUACUCGAUCCAGGAUGGUGGGCACUCAGACGACCGUUUUGUACAAGACCGCCACAACGCAGACCGAGCAGAGGGAGGCUGCAGAAGUGGUCCAGAAUCAAAGGGUGCCUGAUCAAAGGCUGCCUGAACAGAGAGUGGUCUUCAAAGAAGCAUCUCCUGAUCAGAGGGUGCCAUCUAAAGAAGUAUCUCCCAUUACUAGGAAGGCCACUUCAACUUCUUCCAGCGCUCGGUCGCUUUCUUCGCUUUCUUCCCAGUGCUCUCGGGCAAGCUCUACGGGCUCGCUGACAUCCCUGAGGUCCAUAGACUAUGCCGCCAACCACAGGGCCGACUAUUUCCGCAAGCUGAACAAGGAGAGGGAAUUCCACUACUCCGUCAUCCGGUCCAAGCUGAAUCACAUGGUUUCCAUGCUGUCUAGGAGGGGCAACGUGGCAGAAAACUACAUAGGCUGCCGCCCAAUGAGGUGCAACUUAAAGCCUAGGCAGCGGAUCAGCACGAGCCUCAUAAACCUCAGAGACUUUGCACUGUACUCAUCAAAUGACUGCUUCUGAGAAAUGGGAUUGUGAGAGCUGGCACACAUAAUUGCUGUACGGGACAUGCUGCUGGGUUGGUUGUUGUUGUUUUAACUUGGCUGCCCAGCCAUCUUUGUGAUACUGCAAGCCUUUCUCAGGCUUUGCCGUGCCAUGGAGAAAAAUGGUUUGGAAUGCCAAGCCAAUAUACACAUUAUAGCUAGCGGCACGAUGGUAGCUAUCACGUGGAAACUACUUCACGUUGCUCUUUGUGGCUUACUUGUAAGUGCUCCUGCCUUCACACUUGGUCAAUUCUGUUCUGCCCUUAGAAAUGUUGCUUUCUACUGCUUUUUUGGUCUAAGAAAUCAUGGGGUAACUUUUAUCAAGGGACAAAAAUAUUAGCUGUUUUGAUUGUUUAAAAAACCACAGUAGUGCCUUUUUUUUGUCCCAAUAUAGGAGCAUGUAAAAAUAUUUUAAGUGUAUGACCCUGUAGUUGAUGGCCUGAUAACCGAUGGCUAACAAAAGACAAUGUUCAGUGACUCAUAACUUUUCCAACAACUGUGGCCAUAUCUUAGGGCAAAUUUCCCAGUUGUUGUUCGUUAUUUUCAUUGUCUUCUACUUUUCUGUAUAUAACUCUUAUUUGACUCUGAAAAAUAAAACAUUUCCAAAAAAGAAAACA